AUGCAAUCACAAGACAAAGAAAAUUUAAAAUUAAAAUAUAAAAUAUUAAGUAUAUCAUCUAAUGACAAACAUCAUGAUGUCAUGAAUUUAUUAAAAAAUACAGGUAAUGAAAUUUUUAAUCCAUGGUUAAGCGAACAGAAUUGUACAUACCCUCAAGAAAUUGUUUUACAAACAAAAUCAGCCAAAAUUAAAUAUUUAGAAUUUUUGUGUCAUGAAUAUUGUAUAACCAAGAAAAUUGAAAUAUUUGUAUCAAAUAAUAAUAUAGAUUAUUCAAAAGUUGGUUUUUUUAGAUUUAAUGACAAUUUUUCAACAAAUUAUUGUGCUAGAGAACUUAAAUAUGUUUAUUUACCAUGCACUAUAAAAUGUGCUUAUAUCAAAUUAAAAUUUUAUAAUCCAUAUCAUAAUUACUUAAAUAAAUAUUCACAAAUUGGAUUGUAUUGUCUUAAUAUAAUUCCUGAAGAAUUCCCUUCAAAUGUACUUCCUGAGGCAUUAACAACAUCUCAUAAAUUAACCUCUUUAGUUAAUAAAAAAAAUAAAAAUUAUAAUGAUAAUUUAAUAAACAAUAACGAAAAAUUAAAAAAAAAAGAACUAAAUAAAUAUGAUUCCAAUGUUAGUGAUAAUAAUAUCUCAGAAAUGAAUCCCACAUACUCACAUAACUGGGAAAAUUAUAGAAGAUCCUAUUCUUAUAAACGUGAUAAAAACAAAAUUAAUACGUUAUAUGAAAAAUUAGAAAACAAAAUAAAAUGCUUUGAAAAAUUAAAAGGUGAAUGUGUAGUAAAGGAAGAAUUCAAUAAAGCAAAUGAAUUAAAGAAAAUUGUAAAUAUAUUCAUAUUUUUAAAAAAUGUUAUAACUUUUUUAAAGGGAAAAAAAAGCAAAUAUGUUAAAGAAGAAAAUUAUGGAAAAGCUAAAAAAUUAAAAGAAAAAGAAAUUAAAAUUAAAAUUAUUAUACAAAACAUAGAAGAAUUAAAAGUUAUACAUAAUAGUUCAAAAAAAUGGUAUUAUGAAUGGUUAGUUUUAUAUUAUAAAGAACUUGAAUUGCAUGAAAAAGAAAUAAAUAAAAUAAUGUCUAAUGAAAAUAUAAAAAAUAUAAAAAAAAUUUGUGGAAUUGUUGACCAAGAUAUAGAUAGAAAUGAUGAUAGUGGUAUUGACUUAAAUAAUAUUCUUAUAUUCAUUGGUAGCGAUAAUGAUAAACAACGAGAAAUGGGUUAUGACAUGGCUUAUAAGCCAUUUGAAUUUCAUGAAAAAACAAAAAAAAAAAACGUUUGGUACAAUAAUAUAGAAUCCUUAUGUUUAAUAAUCAAACGUGGAAUAUCAGAUAAUUCUUAUUAUAUAUUUGUCAAAAGUGUUGUUAUACUAGAAAAAAUGUUAAUUAUGUUCCAACAUUAUUUUUUAAAAAUGGACAACAAUACAUUUGUUGAAGAUAGUACAAACGAAAAAAACGUAAAAUAUCUUAAUUUCAUAAUUUCUUCACUUUUAAAACGUUUAGAUGAUUCUAAUCUUGAUAUUGUAGAUAUUUCCAUAAAAACGAUAAUGAUGAUGUUGCAUAAUAAAUUUACCUCUUUUAAAAAUGUCUUUUCCAUCAUUUUAUCAAUGCUUCUUUAUUUUUUUUCAAAUGAUAUAACAUCAGAAGUAAAUGAAAAAAUAAUUGUUAGUUUAAUGAGUUUUUACUAUUCUUUGAUAAAUAAAUAUUAUACAUCUGUAAAAGAUGAUAUUAAUUUAAAAAAAGUAUUGGAAAUAAUAUUAAUGUUUCUGGAAGUUAAUGUUGAAGCUAUUAAGCAAACAGCAUUAGACUUCUUUGUUAAUAUGUAUAAUAUUGUUGAAAAUAGAGAUGAAUUAUUUGAAGAAUUUUUAUUAAAUGUUUGUUCAGAAACUAAAAGUUUAAUAAUAAAACGAAUAAAUGAAAACGAAAAGAAAAAACCGGAUGAGUUAGAAAAUUUUAAUGAUGAAAAAAAAGAAGAAAUUGGAGUGAUGUUUCAAAAAAGUAACUUUCUUAAAGAUAAUAAUGAAUUUAUAAAAGAAAAUACGUAUCUCAAUAAAAGUCAUUUAAAAGUUAAGGAUUUUAUAACAUCUGAAAAAAACAACAUAGACAAAAGUGAACAAAUUAAGGAUCUUAUUAAGAAUACUAUAGAAAAUAGGGAAAAAGAAAAUUAUACAAUUUUAAAUAAAAUGGAAAAGGAUAUUAAAUUGGUUGAUAUAAAUUCGAAAGUUUCACUUGACGAAAAAAGUAAUUCCAAAAAAAACAUUACAGAAGACGUACAAUAUGAACAUCUAAAAGCAAGUGACGGAAAAAAUGAAGAAGAUGAAAAACCAUACCUUAAUAAUUCAGGAUCUUCCCACAAACGUGAAGAUUUAAUAAAUGAUCAAGAAAAUCAAAAUAUUAAUAUAAAAAACGAAGAAAAGGGUAGUAUACAAAUUGAUAAUACUAUAAAUAAAAGUGAAUCAAUGGAAGAUUGUACCAAGUUAGAUGAAAAUGAAGAACCAUAUGUUCCUCCUUUUACAUGUAAAUAUUGUUUUAGGACAGAUGAAACAUUUACUGAAAUAGGUUUAGAAAAACAUUGGAUUAAAAAUUGCCCAAUGCUUUGUGCUUGUCCAAAUUGCUUCCUAAUUGUUGAAUUAGUUGUUAUUCAUGAUCACUUCAUAUCAGAAUGUUCACAUAGUUAUAUGUAUACUCCAUGUGAAUAUUGUAAUAAAAUUGUAAAACAAAAUUUAUUAGAUACACAUGUAAUGAGUGAAUGCAAAGGAAAAAAAACAGAAUAUCUUUCCUGUUAUUAUUGUUCUCUUUGUAUUGAAUCUUUUGAGAUUGAUAAAUGGAGAAAUCAUUUUUUAUCAUGUUCUAAAAAUCCAAGAUUACUUCAAUAG
Molecule: messenger RNA, 2859 nt
Organism: Plasmodium adleri (nom. inval.)
Lineage: Eukaryota; Apicomplexa; Aconoidasida; Haemosporida; Plasmodiidae
Product: conserved Plasmodium protein, unknown function
Exons: 1
Coding region: 1-2859 (952 amino acids)
Cellular component (GO): cilium
Source: RefSeq, a predicted model, not a curated record